Molecule: messenger RNA, 552 nt
Organism: Trichophyton verrucosum HKI 0517
Lineage: Eukaryota; Fungi; Ascomycota; Eurotiomycetes; Onygenales; Arthrodermataceae
Exons: 1
Coding region: 1-552 (183 amino acids)
Source: RefSeq, a predicted model, not a curated record
AUGGCGUCCAUCACAGACAUUAUGAAAGCGGACCAUCAGGAGCUGCGAGACGACUACGCCAAAACCAUCAACGCCGCUGACGAGGACAGCAUGACCCGUCACGGUAAUAAGUUCACUUGGGAUCUCGCCCGUUACACUGUUGCAGAAGAGCUUGUCAUCUACCCAGCCAUCGAAUCCCACAUGGACCACGGCAGCGUCAUUAUUAACCGUGACCGCGCCGAGAGCCAGAAACUUAAGGAGCUUCUCGCUAAUUUCCAACCCCUUUCCGCCUCGGACGCUGAGUAUAGGCCUACCUUGGAUGAUCUCAUGAGUAAGAUCGACACGCACAUUAACGAAGAAGAAGACGAAUAUCUUCCGUCGCUGGAGGCGGUGCUGGAUCCAGGGGAAUCGCAAGACCUGGCACGGACAUUUGAACGAACAAAGGUAUUGAUGCCAACAAGAAGUCAUCCCACUGCCGCAGUCGAGCAGCCUGCGUUUGAGACUGCUGUGGCCCUGGUUCAGGCACCUCUCGACAAGGUUGCAGACCUCAUGAGGAAGUUUCCGGAGGAGUAG